Molecule: messenger RNA, 3501 nt
Organism: Emys orbicularis (European pond turtle)
Lineage: Eukaryota; Metazoa; Chordata; Testudines; Emydidae
Gene: LONRF3
Product: LON peptidase N-terminal domain and ring finger 3
Exons: 12
Coding region: 1-2256 (751 amino acids)
Molecular function (GO): metal ion binding; ubiquitin protein ligase activity; protein binding
Source: RefSeq, a predicted model, not a curated record
AUGGGCUCCCACCCGCCGCGCCAGCUGCUGCUGCAGUUCGCCGCCGGGGCGUUCCAGGCGCAGAACUUGGAGCGGGCGGCCGAGCUGUGCGGCAGCCAGCUGCAGGUGGAUGCCCCGAGCCUGCUGCCCGAGUGGCAGGCGCUGCUCAAGCGGGCCGACGCGCUGGCCUACGGGGGCCGGCUCCACGAAGCCUUCCAGCUCUACCAGCUGGUCUCCCGCCACCAGCAGCUGCGGGCGGAGCAGCUGGAGAAGCUGGUGGAGUGCCUGGCGCAGGGCAUCCGGCUCCGAGAGCGGCUGCCCGCUUGCUGUAGCGGCGGGGGCAGCCUCCUGCAGCCCCGGGACUGGGACAUCUUCAGCUGUCGCAAAUGCCAGGGCUUCCUUUUCGAGCCCGUCUCUUUGCCUUGCGGACACACGUUUUGCAAAAAGUGCCUGGAGCGGGACAGGGCCUCCGAGUCCCACUGCGCCCUGUGCAAGGAAGAGGGGAGCCUGGCGGCCGGGCAGCACCUCCGCGUCAAUGUCAUCCUCAGCAACCUGCUGGCCAAGUGGUUCCCCGGACAAGUGAAGGCAUCGCAGCUCAGGCACGAAGGGAACCUCUUCUAUAAGGAGAAGAAGCUGCAAGCUGCCCUGCAGAAGUACAAUGAAGCAGUCAGCCUAGCUCCAAAUGACCAUUUAUUAUAUAGCAACCGGUCCCAGAUUAACUCUACUUUGAAAUCUUAUGAAGAUGCAUUGCAUGAUGCAGAAACAGCAUGCAGGCUCCAACCAUAUUGGUCAAAGGGUCACUUAAGGAAAGGACAAGCAUUGGCUAAUGUGGGGAAAAUAGAAGAAUCUUUAAGAGAGUUUCUAUUUUGCCUUGCCUUGGAUUUUGGGAACAGGACCGCCAAAUCAGAGGCUCAAAAGCUUCUACUUAGUUUAUUUUCACCCAUCCCGGGAAACGCUCAGGAACACUUACCCGAUAUCCUGCAGCUGUUGUCACCUCACUCUAGAUUGAAGGGGAACCUUCUAAAUUCAGUGGGAUCUGCAGACACCAGCCAUAACCUACAAAGGUUGCUCAAGGUAAAUGUGGAACAGAAAAAGAGUUUCCCUGCUCAGGAAGAACAAAAAAUGAGUGACUGUGGCAGUCUGAGAAAAUCCAUUCAAAUGAUAGAAAGUAAAAAAGGCUGCUCAGAAGAUGAGAACAAACAUGCCUCCGCCCCAGAGUCUGCCCUUCUCAUUUCUGAGAAAUGCAGCCUUCUGAAGAGAAAGCACUGCUCUGAGGAAAUGAGAAGUGCUGAGGUGCCCUGCAAACUCAUGAAGAAAGGUGCAAUUGAUGCCAAGGGAUCUAGUGCUGGGCGCCGCGUUUCAUUUGAAUUUGUGGACCCCUCUGACCUGGAUUGUUCUUUGUGUAUGAGGCUUUUUUAUGAACCUGUCACCACACCUUGUGGGCACACCUUCUGCCUGAAAUGUCUCGAAAGAUGCCUAGAUCACAACGCAAAAUGUCCCCUGUGCAAAGAAGGUCUCUCUGAGUGCUUGGCUCUGAGGAAAUAUUGCAAAACGGUACUGAUGGAGGCGUUAAUAGCGAAGUACCUUCCAGAGGAACUCACUGAGAGAAGGAAGAUUUAUGAAGAAGAAAUUGCAGAGCUUUCCAACUUAAAUAAGAAUGUUCCGAUCUUUGUCUGCACAAUGGCCUAUCCUACUGUCCCUUGCCCUCUGCACAUCUUUGAGCCAUGUUAUCGACUGAUGAUUCGAAGAUGCAUGGAGACUGGCACCAAACAAUUUGGAAUGUGUAUUGGUGAUCCUGUCAAGGGGUUUGCUGAUUAUGGCUGCAUUCUGGAGAUAAGAAACGUUGAAUUCUUUGCUGACGGUCGCUCUGUUGUAGACAGCAUUGGCAAGAGGAGGUUUAAGGUGAUAGAGCACAGCCAGCGUGAUGGAUACAACACAGCAGAUAUUGAGUACAUUGAGGAUCAGAAGGUGCAAGGAGAGAACUAUGUGGAGUUACUUGUUCUACAUGAUUCUGUAUAUGAUCAGGCUUAUAUGUGGUUUAACUCACUCAAACAACCACUCAAGAGUCGAAUUCUCAGUCAUUUUGGUCCAAUGCCAGCUAAGGAUCCUGACCCACAGGCUAGCCCCAAUGGCCCUGCGUGGUGCUGGUGGGUCCUUGCUGUCCUUCCCCUUGAGAGUAGAGCUCAGCUCCCGUUUCUUGCCAUGAAAUCUAUGAAAGACCGCUUGAAUGGCAUCAGACGGGUCCUUACAUUUAUGUCCCGUACAAGGUCACGAUGAUGCUGAGAACGAGCUGUGAAGCCUCUUGCAAUACUUGACUGUGGAGUUUCUCUUGUAACUAUAUCUAACUGCAAUAAUGUCUUACGGAUUUGUGUGUCAAAACAGGACAAGUUUGAAGUCUAACUUUCAAAGGAAAUAAAAUAUAAAGAGCCAAGGAUAUUUACAGAUCAUUCAGUAGUAUCCAUUUGGAUCUCUGAACUUUCUUGAGAUGAGUAUUCAAUUGCUGCACUGCUGGGCUAGUAUCAUCGGUGUUAUAUAACAGAACAAAGUGAUCUUGUUUGCCAUAAACUUUUUGAAAGUUUGAGGUGGGUUUUUUUUUGUAGUAGUAGAUAAAUGAAAUCUGUGCAGUUUAAUGUGAAACAGAAAUACUGAUAGUGUUAAAGCAUUAUUUCAAUGAACUGCAGAGUCUUUUAUUCCAAAUGGUUCAGGUUUAUAUAGCAUUGUAUAUUAUAAUGUCCACAACUUCUGUUUGAUCAUUUAUUUUUGCACUACAAUGUCUUUAUUUUGGUUUCCAAAUGUAUAUUGUAAUUAUUUAUGUGUACAUUCUCUACACAGAAAGUAAGCUGCUCUAUUUAUUUAUGGUGUCUUACCAUGUAUGAAUGACUUGGGGAAAAGAUAUUAGGAAUACAGAAGCUACUACUUUGAUCAUUUUUCAAUACAUUUGUGUUUGAGUACUUUGAAUGUUUUUCUACUAUCUCCAGUGUUCUAUAUUCUAAGAAGGAUUGCCCCCAACACAGCUAGCCAUGAAUACGCAGGCUUUGUCUGAAAUAAUUCAGUCAGUUGCUGGGUAGAGCUUGAUCCUACAAUCUUAACUUGGCCCCCAGUCAAGCAAAGCACUUCAGCAUAUGCUAAAGUGUUUUGUUGAUUUGGGGCUUUGGGUAAUAAACUUCAGUGGGGUUUGCCCAGAGAGAUGACUGAAGGAUCCAGCCAUUAAUUUUGCACAGAUAUAAAGAGUAGCACUACGCAGCAGCUUGCGGUGAAAUGUUGUAUUUGAAUUGCUAUGAGUAUCACAGCUACCUACAAACAGAAGGCAGGAGCUGAUUGGUGUGAGACGCAACCUUUCACCAAAGAGACCUAGAGAGAGGGGUAUUAUUUCACUUCAGGUUAUUAGAGAGAUUCUUUAUAUCAACCCUGUUAAAUGUUAAGAUCCUGUUAUGUUUGUAAUUAAUAUUAUGAUUUGAUUUGUGCUAUGAAGGGCUCCAGGAGGGCUCACGAGAAGGAAGGUAUUUUAAUAAACUUUCUAUU